GCCGGUGAUAUUUUCAGGUUGCACAAAACCGUGCAGACAGCAACAUUUCACAGUAAAUUAUUACAUUCGUAGCUGGAUAAAAGAUGUCAACGAAACAAGUGACCUGCAGGUAUUUCCUGCACGGUGUGUGUCGUGAGGGCAGAAAGUGUUUGUUCUCUCACGAUCUGACUACGAGCAAACCUUCAACCAUCUGUAAAUACUACCAGAGAGGAGUCUGUGCUUAUGGAGACCGAUGCAGAUAUGAUCAUGUGAAACCGUGUGGCCGUGGCGCGGCGGUCGAGAACCCGACCAGAUCCGGGUCAGCGCCGGGACCUGUUCCACCAGCAAACACUGGCAAACCUGGCAAAAAACCACUGGUUCUGAGAGACAAAGCUCUGGGCCCGUAUGGAGAGAGUGCGGAGGACUGCUGGGACUACAGGGACGCCAGCGCUCACGGUAAACCGCAUUCGUACCUGGACGCCAUUCGCUCCGGGCUGGAUAGUUCUGAAAGUUCUGCCUCAUCCGGCCCGUAUCCGGACGCUGGGCCUCAGCCGCAGCUCUGCCCGUACCUGGCGGCGGGCCAGUGUAACUAUGGUGACCGCUGCCCGUAUCUCCACGGCGACCUGUGUGAAAUCUGUCGUCUCCAAGUUCUACACCCGCACGACCCUGAGCAAAGAGCAGCGCAUGAAAAGAUGUGCAUGGCGGCCUUCGAGAUGGACAUGGAGCGGGCGUUUGCGGCUCAGCAGAGUCAGGAUAAGCAGUGUAAGAUCUGUCUGGAUGUGGUGUACGAGAAGACGUCUCCGUCGGAGCGGCGCUUCGGGAUCCUGUCGAGCUGCGUACACACGUACUGUCUGAGCUGCAUACGCCAGUGGCGCUGCGCCGAGCAGUUCCAGAACCAGAUCCGAAAGUCUUGUCCUGAGUGCCGUGUGGUGUCGGAGUUCGUCAUUCCCAGUAUGUACUGGGUGGAAGACCAGGAUGAGAAGAACCGCCUCAUCGAGGAGUUCAAAUCUGGAGUCAGUAAGAAAGCCUGUAAAUACUUUGACCAGGGAAGAGGAACGUGUCCGUUUGGUGGAAAGUGUUUCUACAUGCAUGCGUACGCUGACGGGUCGAAAGCAGAACCUGAUAAACCCCGCAAACAGCUCAGUGCCGAGGGGAACGUCCGGUUUCUGAAUUCAGUGCGUCUGUGGGACUUCAUUGAGGAGCGAGAGCAUCGUGGGCUUCCCCAGGACGAGGACGAGGUCAAUGAACUGGGCGAACUCUUCAUGCAACUCUCAGGAGCCGGUGACGAGAGCGGCUCCUCUGCCUCACAUUGAUCACAUGACAAUAACACGUAUCGAGAGCGUUUCCUAAGACGACAUUCUACCAGUGGUGCGUUUCUGUGAGACAGCAUAUACUACAUCUGUACGAGUAUGAAAUAUAUAAAGCACCUGUAUCGUAUCUGUAGGCUGCUAUAUUCUCCUGGGAGGAUUUUUUUUAACGCAAGGCCCAAAGAUGAAUGUAUGAAAAAAUGGGAACUAAAAAUCACAUUUUCAAAUGCACUGAAGUAGUGUAUGAAGUGUAAUAAUGUUGUGUCAAAAGUAGUAAUUGUUGCACUUAGUUAGUUCAGAUAACAUUCAUAAUUUAUUACAUUUGGGCAUCAUGCAAUAUUACUGUGGUUAAAAAAAGAAAAAAGAAAAAAAAGCAUCCAUUCGUUUUGUCACCAGUGAAUGGACUUAUCGGUAUUUUUAGGAUAUAUUUACUUAAUUUUGAAUUCAGCUGAUAUCAUAGUACUGAAAUUCACUCGUCUGGUUUACUCUUGAAUCCGAUAUGGGUUAUUAUAUAUUCAUUUUCUGAACUGUAUUGUUGAGUGACUCUUGAGCGAGUGUAAUAAAGCGUUUCGUGAGCGA
This is a messenger RNA of Pimephales promelas (fathead minnow), 1865 nucleotides long. It is a transcript of the gene mkrn2, whose product is annotated as makorin, ring finger protein, 2. Gene Ontology annotation, molecular function: ubiquitin protein ligase activity; metal ion binding. The record is from RefSeq and is a predicted model, not a curated record. Gene Ontology annotation, biological process: protein polyubiquitination. Lineage: Eukaryota; Metazoa; Chordata; Actinopteri; Cypriniformes; Leuciscidae.